AGCUGUAGGGGAACAAUAGAGAGUUUCUAAAUGGCUGUCACUGGUUUUAUGUAUAGUUGUGUUCAUUUUUUUGUGGUCCUGACUUUUGCUGGAGUUGCAUUCUCCAGGCAACAAGCUAGUGAGCUAAGCUAUGAAGUGAAGGCUGAACAAGAGGCUGACCGGAUUAUCGAGCUCCCGGGGCAGCCUCAGGUGAGUUUCAAGCAGUAUUCGGGUUAUGUUACGGUCAAUGAAAGCCAUGGAAGGGCACUGUUCUAUUGGUUUUUUGAAGCUACACAUUUUCCUGAAAAGAAGCCUGUUCUGCUUUGGCUCAAUGGAGGGCCUGGAUGUUCUUCAAUAGGUUACGGAGAAGCAGAGGAGUUGGGUCCUUUUCUCUCACAAAAAGGCAAACCAGAGCUUAAAUUCAACAACCACGCUUGGAAUAAAGCCACAAAUUUGUUGUUCCUGGAAGCUCCAGUUGGAGUUGGAUUUUCGUAUACAAACACCAGUAGUGAUCUCAACGAGCUUGGAGAUACAUUUACAGCCAACGACUCGUAUACAUUUCUAGUAAACUGGUUCAAAAGGUUCCCACAAUUCAAGUCCCACGAAUUCUACAUUUCAGGCGAGAGUUAUGCAGGUCACUAUGUUCCCCAACUUUCUGAAGUCAUAUUUGAUAAGAACAUGUAUGUCCCGAAGAACGAAUACAUAAACUUCAAGGGCUUUAUGAUUGGUAAUGCACUGAUGGACUCAGAAUCUGAUCAGAAAGGAAUGAUAGAUUAUGCCUGGGACCAUGCUGUAAUUUCUGAUCACCUUUACGAAGAAAUUAAGCUUGAAUGCAACUUCACUUUCAAGAAUCCAUCAGAUGCCUGUCAGACCGCCCUCACAAAGUAUUUAGACGUUUACAAGAUCAUAGACAUGUACAGCUUGUACGCGCCAACAUGCUCUGAUACCCAUGCCACCAGCAUUAACAAGCAAUUUCCUGCAAUCCAAGGCAUUGCCCAUCGUUUAUCCUCCAACCAAGUGAAAUUGAAAACACUUAAGAACGGAUGGAACAAGAACUCAGCAGGUUAUGAUCCUUGCUUAUCAGAGUAUACAGAAGUGUAUUUAAACAGAGCUGAUGUUCAAAAGGCACUCCAUGCUAAUGUCACAAAAAUCGCUUAUCCAUGGACUCACUGCAGACACUCAGAAUUUUGGAAAGGAGGACCGGACUCUAUGCUACCAGUGAUCCGAAAGCUUGUGAAUGGAGGCGUUCGUGCUUGGGUUUUCAGUGGAGAUACUGAUGCAAGAAUACCAGUAACAUCAACAAGAUUAAGUCUAAAAAAACUAGGACUCCAGAUUACCCGAGAUUGGACUCCUUGGUACUCCAGUCAUGAGGUUGGUGGAUGGACAGUGGAGUAUGAAGGGCUGAUGUUUGUCACAGUGAGAGGAGCUGGUCAUCAAGUUGCAACUUUCAAACCCAAACAAGCCCUCCAACUAGUCCACCAUUUCUUGACCAAUAAUAAGCUGCCAACUGCACCGUUUUAAUAUUUUAAAAAAAUGAAGCACGCCAGGAAAUUGUUUAUUAACAAGUCGAUUUCGAUUUAUAUUUACAUAAUUGAGAACUUGUUUCACAACAGAAAUUGUAACAUCACCUUGGAAAACUUUAUUGUUCACACAAGUAACACACAAGUCUCU
Daucus carota subsp. sativus is the source of this 1650-nucleotide messenger RNA. RefSeq names its product serine carboxypeptidase-like 34. The record is from RefSeq and is a predicted model, not a curated record. The transcript has 10 exons. Gene Ontology annotation, cellular component: vacuole. Gene Ontology annotation, molecular function: serine-type carboxypeptidase activity. Bases 31 to 1500 code for a protein of 489 amino acids. Gene Ontology annotation, biological process: proteolysis. NCBI's taxonomy places the organism in Eukaryota, Viridiplantae, Streptophyta, Magnoliopsida, Apiales, Apiaceae.